CUCAAAGGAUUCGUUUGUCAAUUUUGAUAUCGAUCAAUCUACAAAUAAAUCUAUGCAGUAUUUAGUACAUUUCUCUACUUUUCUGAUUUCUUAAAUCAACUGCUUGCCAUGAUUUUUGCGAUUUUGUUCUUUAGUAUUUCGAUCUUUCAUCAGGAUGUCGGCGCAACUCCUGAACUCAGAGUCACAUCAUCGUCAACUGACAGCAGUAACUCCUCUUCCCUGAUAAUCUACUUUGAGGCAGGGUGUCCCCCCUGUGACCAUUUUUUCUCAGAAGUUCUUAGACCAGCUUACUACGAAGUGCAGAAUAUUCUGAAGUUGGAGUUUGUGCCCUUCGGAAACGCAAAGAGUGAGUAUUGGGCCGAGUACGACAGAUAUGGGUUCUCUUGUCAGCAUGGAAUCGAGGAGUGUGCUUCCGGUAUAUUCAUGGCGUGCGCUGUGACCACAUCUACUAACUAUGACCAAUUAGUGGACCUCAUCUUAUGCACUAUGGGCUAUUCUGACUUCACUGGGGGAGCAUACUAUGCAUGGAACUUCUGUUCCACCUUUUCAGGGGCAGAUUAUGACGCCAUAAUGGAGUGUUUGGCGGGAAAGGAUGGAGAGACUGCGUUUAUCCAGAUGCAGAAUAAAACACUUGCAAAUAGUGAUUACGAAGGAACGCCUUGGGUCAAUUUCAAUGGGGACAGUUCGAGUGGUGUUCAGUCUUCAAUAACAAAAGACAAAGCCACCUUUAUCAAGACUGUCUGCCACUCUGUCGAUCAGAGCUACUGGCCCACAGUUUGCACUCAAUGAAGGAGCACACAGAAGCUGAUGAUACAAAAUGAACCGUAUACAAAUCUCGCGCAGGAAAUCUCCAAUAUACUCUAUUUGGUCGAUGAAAACAAAAAUUCUAAUCAUAAUUUUUCAUUUAAAAAAAAUUUUAUAUCCUACAUCUUCGUACAAAUUCAUAUGAACAGAAAUUUGUUUGAAACCACUAUGAUGCCCAUUUUUCAUGUAUGAAAAUUGUUAGAUAAGUAGUUUGCUAUACAUGAAUUUUGCAUGA
Symsagittifera roscoffensis is the source of this 1039-nucleotide messenger RNA. Its product is annotated as gamma-interferon-inducible lysosomal thiol reductase-like. NCBI's taxonomy places the organism in Eukaryota, Metazoa, Xenacoelomorpha, Acoela, Convolutidae. The record is from RefSeq and is a predicted model, not a curated record. Gene Ontology annotation, molecular function: oxidoreductase activity, acting on a sulfur group of donors, disulfide as acceptor. The coding region runs from base 109 to 789 and encodes 226 amino acids. The transcript has 6 exons.